UUUUUUUUCCUUUUCAACUGGUUUAUGCACCUGGUGCUUUAGUUCAUGAGCUCAUAACCAUAUUAGUAAUGCAAAUUUUUGCUUCACUGAAGUUAACAUCUGUAUGAUCCACUGUUUCCUGAAACGGGAAGUUGUAUUUGUUGGAUGUUAUAUGUGGAUGCUAAAAAUCCAACAACCACGAAGAAACAGGAACACUAGCAGCUCGAAUAGAAAGUUGAUCUGAAAAAAUAUAGAUAACGUAGAGGAUGAAAGCUGGAAGGAUCUUAGUGAUGAUCGUUUUGUAAGCUUCCAAACAAGUUGAGCCUGGAGGCGUUGAUAAAAGUGGCAGCAAGAGCUGAGCUAAGAGAAAAAGUGUAAGUGAGUGGUAGAGUUCAGUAUAGGUGUAGCUGGGUAAGAAUCUGAUGAGUCCAGAUGUUGACGGAGUGCCCUUUUGUUAGAGGAGUCGGAGGGUGUAAUAGCUAGCUAGCUAGGGUUUAAAAAGGGUCUCUGAUCAGUAGGAAAUGACGUCUUGAUUUGUGGGGGAUGGUUGCAAGAAUCUCAAAAUCCAUUGAGAAAUGUGGAGCAGUAACGGCUGUGUUGGAGUUAAUCAAAAGUGGAAGAUGUGGAGCAGACAAGUGUAAUUAGGCGGGAAGUGCCUGAUAAAUGGAAGACACGCAGGUUGGUGUGGCGAAGAAAUCAGCUACCCUUGCUUUGCGCUGUUUUGAGAAGUGGAUGGCCCCUCAAAAGGGCCGAAUACCAUUAGCUUUCUUUCCUGCAAGAGGGGCAGUAGUAUCAGAGCCACUGGGAGUGGUGCUCAUAUUUGCAUCCUGGAAUUUUCCCAUCUCCCUGGCUUUAGAUCCGGUGAUUGGAGCAAUUUCUGCUGGAAACGCAAUUGUCCUCAAACCUUCAGAACUAGCACCAAAAUGCUCCUCUUUUCUAGCCAAUACAAUACCUCUUUACAUGGAUCCAGAAGCUAUUAGAGUUGUUGAAGGGGGAAAAGUCGUAGCAGAACAACUAUUGCAGCUCAAAUGGGAUAAGAUAUUUUUUACAGGUAGUCCACAAGUUGGGCGCAUUAUAAUGUCAGCAGCUGCGAAGCACUUAACACCUGUAACUCUAGAGCUGGGUGGAAAAUGUCCUGCCAUCUUUGACACACUAUCUAAUUCCUCUGAUUUACAGGUGGCUGUCAAGAGGAUAGCAGGUGGAAAGUGGGGAGCAUGCAAUGGACAAGCAUGCAUAGGAAUCGACUAUGUGCUCGUGGAAACACAAUUUGCUUCAGUUCUGAUCGAACUAUUGAAGAAGUUCAUCAAGAAAUUUUAUGGUGAAAACCUGAAAACUUUGGAAAAUCUCGCCAGAAUCGUGAACAAGCACCACUUUGAUAGAGUACACAAUCUUCUCAAAGAUCCGAAAGUUGCAGCAUCCGUUGUUUAUGGAGGCUCAGUAGAUGAGGAAAACAUGGUUAUUGAGCCAACAAUCUUGUUGAAUCCGCCUCUUGACACUGAUAUCAUGACUGAAGAAAUAUUUGGCCCAUUGCUUCCAAUCAUCACACUGAAUAAUAUUGAAGAAAGCAUUCAGUUCAUAAACUCGAGGGAAAAACCUCUUGCAAUAUAUGCAUUUACCAAGAAUGAUUCGUUGAAGGAGAAGAUCUUGCAGGAAACAUCUUCCGGAAGUUUGACUUUCAAUGAUGCUGUAAUUCAGUUUCUAUGUGACACAUUACCAUUCGGAGGCGUUGGUCAGAGUGGUUUCGGACGUUACCAUGGGAAGUUCUCUUUUGACACGUUCAGUCAUGAAAAAGCAGUUCUACAUAGGAGCUUCUUAAUUGAGUUGGAACCAAGGUAUCCUCCAUGGAAUAAUUUCAAGAUGGAGUUUGUCAGAUUGGCUUACAACUAUGACUACAUUGGUCUUGUACUGCUCUUGCUGGGGUUGAGAGGAAUAUUCAGAACAAAUCGAAGGCAGUAGAAGAUGAACUCUUCUCAGUCAAAUAAGGGUAAAUCCAUCAAACAAAAGUGCCUUACCGAUCACCAAGAAAGCUAAAUGUUGUCACUCCCUUGCUCCUGUGGGAAGUUUUGGGUGUGAAACUAAUUUAGAAUCGUCAUUUGUAUCCAGAAAUCCACUGAAGUAGUUUUAUCUGUCUCUCUACUUGCCUAUCAAGUAUAUUAUUAUAAACAAAAUAAAAGAAAUAUGUUUGAUAACAGACUGCUAGCGGGGAUUUGGAAUUAGGAUUUUGUUCAAUUCUAAUAGAAGAAUAGACAAAGUAAUACAGUAAGUUAAAGCGAAGUUGCCACUUA
Messenger RNA from Lycium ferocissimum, 2264 nucleotides. Its product is annotated as aldehyde dehydrogenase family 3 member F1-like. Gene Ontology annotation, molecular function: aldehyde dehydrogenase (NAD+) activity. The transcript has 10 exons. The record is from RefSeq and is a predicted model, not a curated record. Gene Ontology annotation, cellular component: cytoplasm. Lineage: Eukaryota; Viridiplantae; Streptophyta; Magnoliopsida; Solanales; Solanaceae. Bases 643 to 1935 code for a protein of 430 amino acids. Gene Ontology annotation, biological process: aldehyde metabolic process.